This is a messenger RNA of Pyrus x bretschneideri (Chinese white pear), 3574 nucleotides long. Its product is annotated as formin-like protein 1. Gene Ontology annotation, biological process: actin nucleation; actin cytoskeleton organization. The coding region runs from base 33 to 3290 and encodes 1085 amino acids. The record is from RefSeq and is a predicted model, not a curated record. Gene Ontology annotation, molecular function: actin filament binding. Lineage: Eukaryota; Viridiplantae; Streptophyta; Magnoliopsida; Rosales; Rosaceae. The transcript has 4 exons.
UCUGCAGCAACUCAGUCUCCAAGGUCAUCACAAUGGCCAACUUCUUCAUCUUCCUCCUGCUCUUCUUAUCCUCUCCACUCACCGCAUCUCCAAGGCCAAACCAUAGAGUCCUCCACCAGCCAUUUCUGCCGCAGGAAUCUUCUUCGCCUCCAUCUCCCUCACCGCCUUCCCCACCUCCGAACCCAACUCCCCCAGUUUCCAGUUCCAACUCUCCCCCUCCCAAUUCCCCUUUUUUCCCAUCCUUACCCUCCCCUCCGCCUCCCCCUCCCUCCCCAACCACUGCCUUCGCCUCCUUCCCCGCCAACAUCUCCUCCCUCAUUGCCCCCCAGCCCACCAAAAACUCCAGCGCCCACAAGCUCCACGCCCUCACUAUCGCCGCCGUGCUCUCCGCCGUCGUCGUCGUUUCCGUCGCCGCAUUCUUCCUCUACCGUCGCAGACACCACAACAGCCGCAACUUCCCGGACAACGAGGACGAAAAGUCGUAUGUUAGAUCCGAGCACAGCAGCAGGCUGUUUCAGGCGCCCAAUCUCAGCCACUCCUUCAGUGGUACACACAAGGUCCGAACCGGCUCUUCCAACAGCUCCGAGUUCCUCUACCUGGGCACAGUGGUCAACUCGCGCGGACUCGAGGAACGAGUUGACGCGCGCGCGAGCGUUGGUCGUAGGGCCGAAAAAGAAACUCGGAAAGUCGACUCACCGGACCUCCAGCCGCUUCCGCCGCUUGCUCGGCAAACCUCGAGGCUGAGCCGUUGGGAGAAUGCCGAACCGGUUCUGACCCAUGACCGAGACGAUGAGGAAGAGGAAGAGGAAGAAGAGUUCUACUCUCCCAGAGGGUCUUCGGGCGAUCGCGACAGCUCCAAUGGAAACGGAUCCGGGUCCAGGAGAGUAUUCGCGGCGGUUGCGGGUGGCGUAUUUGAUGAAAGAGGCAGCGAAACGACGUCGUGUUCAUGCUCGUCUUCCGAAUUGGGUUCACCGUCUCGGUCACACUCAAUCAGUCUCUCGCCUCCGGUGAGUUUAAGUCCCAACAGAAGAUCAGAAGAGCCCAAACCGCCGGAACCCUCAGCCAUGCAUUACACGGCGCCGUUUGCUGAUGUCAAUCUACGGUCGCCGUCGUUGACUCCAAUGUCUUCGCCGGAGAGAGUUGUAGAUGAUUUCCCAUCUGCAUCGGACCGAAACGGAGGGUCUCCGUCGAUGUUCUCGCUAUCUUCGUCGCCGGAGAGAGGAUUGGAGAAGACCCCUGAUGUACCGGCGAAAGUUUCGGUCGUUCCGGAUCAAAGUUCGCCGAUUUCCUCACCGGAGAGAGAUUUCGGAAGCAACCAACAUGCAUCAUCGAAAGUUUCGGUGGUUUCUGAUCAAACUUCGCCGAUUUCCUCACCGGAAUUAAAUUUCAGAAACAAACCAGAUGCGUUACCGAAAGUUUCGGCCUUUUCAGAUCGGAACGAUCAAUUCCCUUCACCAUCUUUAAAUUGUUCAUUAUCACCAGGGAGAGAAUCGAACGGUUCUGAUUCAAGAGCCAAGUCCUUUUCACCUUCUAUGUCACCACUGAGAGGUUUGGAGAAGAGCUCAGCUGCCUCACCAAGAAUUUCAAAUGCUUCGGAUCGAGCAUUUAUUCAUUUGGAUCCUAAAAUGCAGUCUCUUUCAUCAUCUUCAUCGUCUUCGUUGUCGAAUUCACCGGAGAGAGAGUUUAGUGGUGGUUUAAAGCAGCCUCUUUCGGUUCCUCCGCCACCGCCAAUGCCUCCAUCACUGAGACUCUGGGAGAAACCAAGUCCUAGAACACCAGUUGGGCAAGUGAUCUCAAGGCCUCCAGCUCUCAUACCUCCUUCAAGACCCUUUGUGUUUCAAAACCCGGGAAAGGUCUCUGUUUCGCCGGUGAAGUUGACGCCAAGUUCAACACCAUUGGAGCCGAUUGAGGAGACUCCGAAACCAAAGUUGAAGCCAUUGCAUUGGGAUAAAGUUAGAGCAAGCUCCGAUCGCGAAAUGGUGUGGGAUCAGUUUAGAUCGAGCUCUUUCAAAUUGAAUGAAGAAAUGAUAGAGACAUUGUUUGUUGUAAAAACACCAAACCCGAAUCCAAGGGAAACGACACCACGUGCAGUUCUUCCCUCACCAAAUCAAGAGAAUAGAGUACUUGAUCCAAAAAAGUCUCAGAAUAUUGCAAUCUCGCUAAGGGCUCUCAAUGUGACCAUAGAGGAAGUUUGUGAAGCUUUAUUAGAAGGAAACUCGGAUGCUCUUGGAACUGAGUUACUUGAAAGUCUAAUGAAGAUGGCUCCAACCAAAGAAGAAGAACGGAAGCUGAAGGAAUACAAAGACGACUCACCAGUUAACCUUGGUCCUGCUGAGAGAUUUCUGAAAGAGCUGCUUGACGUUCCUUUUGCAUUUAAAAGGAUUGAUGCAAUGCUUUACAUGACUAAUUUUGAGUCUGAGAUCGAGUACCUUAAAAAGUCGUUUGAAACUUUGGAGGCUGCCUGUGAAGAAUUGAGAAACAGCAGGAUGUUCUUGAAGCUUCUGGAAGCUGUUCUGAAGACCGGAAACCGGAUGAAUGUUGGGACAAACCGUGGUGAUGCCCAAGCCUUCAAACUGGACACACUCCUCAAGCUGGUUGACGUCAAGGGGGCAGAUGGGAAAACCACACUCUUGCAUUUUGUCGUACAAGAAAUCAUAAGGACGGAAGGUGCUCGUCUCAACGGUGGCAAUCAAACUUCAAACCCAACUUUGAGUGAUGAUGUCAAGUGCAGGAGGCUUGGCUUGCAAGUUGUUUCAGCUCUCAGUUCAGACCUCAGUAAUGUGAAGAAAGCUGCUGUCAUGGAUUCUGAUGUGCUUAGCAGUGAUGUUUCCAAACUUUCCAAAGGAAUUAGCAACAUCGCGGAGGUUGUGCAAUUAAAUGAGACGACGGUGUCAGAUGACACCGGCCGGAAAUUCUCAGAGUCGAUGAACAUGUUCAUGAAAUUGGCUGAAGAGGAGAUUAUAAGACUUCAAGCUCAAGAAAGUGUUGCAUUGUCCCUGGUGAAGGAGAUUACAGAGUACUUCCACGGGAACUCUGCUAGGGAAGAAGCUCACCCGUUUAGAAUCUUCAUGGUGGUCAGAGACUUUCUUACAGUUCUUGAUCGGGUAUGUAAGGAAGUUGGUUCAAUAAAUGAGCGAACCCAAGUUAGUACCGCCCACAAAUUUCCAGUUCCAGUAAAUCCAAUGCUACCGCAAGUAGUUCCAGUAAAUCCAAUGCUGCCACAACUAGUUCCUGGAAUUCAUGGGUUGAGGCGCUACAGUUCAUCCGAUGACGAGAGCGCGUCUCCAUAGUUUCUGCAGCUCAUUUCAGGAUGGCGUUUUGGUUCGAUUUUGUAAAAACAGUGUUAAGUAGGCGGUUUGAACAGCCUGCAUGCCAGGUUUAUAUACAUAGCUCCAGGUUCCACCCCACCUAAAAUUUGUACUUGUAAAAAAUCAUGUAAGCGAUUUUGCGUUAUGUAGAUUAUAUAAUUACAGAGCAGAUUUUGUCUGGGAAGAAUAAGUUGUAAUUCGGAUUAGAUAGUUUCUGGGAAGAUCGAUCAUACAACUGUUGAAUGGAAGCAGAACUCUUGACUGUA